Messenger RNA from Uloborus diversus, 2089 nucleotides. RefSeq names its product diacylglycerol lipase-beta-like. NCBI's taxonomy places the organism in Eukaryota, Metazoa, Arthropoda, Arachnida, Araneae, Uloboridae. Gene Ontology annotation, biological process: lipid metabolic process. The record is from RefSeq and is a predicted model, not a curated record. The coding region runs from base 1 to 2073 and encodes 690 amino acids. The transcript is spliced from 11 exons.
AUGCCUGGUCUUGUUAUGUUUAGACGUCGUUGGCGUAUUAGCAGUGAUGAUUUUGUGCUACCAGCCUUGGCUGAGUUCAUUCUGCGGCUAAUAUGGUUCACUGUUGUUCUUGUUGUGUUCCUAAGUCACAGACUACAUUUGGGAUGCAAAGGAGAACAGCUGCUUCAAAUGUAUAUGAUAUUUUCUCUUGCUGGAUUAGGUUUCAUUCUGUUGUUGGAUUUGCUCAUUGCAUGGAUUAGUGCCAGUGGAACUAUAAACCAGCCAAGACCGAGAAGGCAUCUUCCAAAAAUACUUUACCUCCGUUUGUUGGUUAUGAUAGUAGAAGCCGUCUGGAAUGGGUUAGGGACAAAAUGGGCAUUUACCCCAGCAGAUCACCUUUGUGAACCAGAAGAAGUUAUUGUUUUAGUGCAAAUUAUAGCCAUUUGUAGCUGGAUACUACUUGGUAUUAUGUUUCUUGCCAUUCUCUUCACUUUUGACCCCACUGGUACAUACAAAAGCAAUGGAUCUGGACAUCGUGUUGCAGAUGUGGAGCGAAAUGAGCCUCAACCUUUGUAUAUUAAUCUUAAUACAGAAAAUGUUGAGAGAGCAAAGAAAGUAUGGGAGUGGCAGCUUCGCUUCUUUUGCUGUUGCUGUGGAAAGCAGGAUGAAGAUAGCAAGAGUGCCUACUCAACUAUUUCUAAAAUGUUUGCUUCUCAAUUUGAAGAUGCAGAUUUAGUUCCGUCUGAUAUUGCUGUUGGUUUAAUUCUCCUUCAACAAAAGCAAGCUGCAGAAAGUAUAAACAGAGUUUCUACCUCACAGCAUUCAGAAAACUACUCUGUACAGUCCCCUGACUCUUUAACAAGCACAGGAGCUGUUCAGGGCAGUAUCAUCUCUAGUCCAGGAGUGUUUACACCACCUGCAAACCAAUUUUGGAUGACGCCAGAAAUGGCAUGUCAUUUUAUGAAGUUUGCGCUUGGUAGCUAUGGAUGGCCUAUGUUCCUCUAUUCUAACUGUUUUUCAGGCUUGUGCCAAAUUUGGAAGGAAGUUAGGUGUUGCUCUUGCUGUUGUAAGUCGCCAAGCUAUAUUGUUGAUGAUAAUUGUUGCCAGUGCCACACAGCUGCUCUGAAACAUGUUACACGACUUAAUGACGAAGAUUUAAUUUAUGUUUCCUUCCACAACAGGGUAUACGAGAUACCAUUUUAUGUUGCCGUAGACCACCAGACUUGUUCAGUCAUUGUUGCUAUUCGAGGAACUCUCUCGCUGUCUGACACUUUAACAGACCUCACUGCCGAAUGUGAUCGACUCUUCACUGAAGGAUGUCCUCAAAGUGUGUUUUGUCACAGAGGAAUGUUGAGAGCAGCUUACUUUGUUCGAAAUAAGUUGGAAGAAAGUCAUGCCCUUAGUGAUGCCUUUGCACUUCACCAAAGCUAUUCCCUUGCAAUUACUGGUCACAGUCUUGGUGCUGGAACUGCAGCCCUGCUUGCGUUGCUGCUGAGACCUACUUAUCCCAAUUUACGCUGCUUUGCAUUUAGCCCACCUGGAGGACUUUUGAGCCUUGAAGCAGUGAAAUAUUCUGAGGACUUUGUAAUGUCAGUGACUCUUGGAGAUGAUAUAGUGCCAAGAUUAAGUGUGCCAACAGUGGAAGAUAUGAAGAGAAAAAUAAUUUCAUGCAUUAAUGAUUGUGACCAGCCAAAGUACAAAUUAUUUCUUCAUAAAUUAUUGAGCUGUUUUGGUAAGAAUCGGUCUUCAGCAUCUGAUUCCAGUGCUGCUCCUCAGUCAAGGCCAUUGCUAGAACAUUUUGGGCAUGGAAAUUCUAGUGGAAACUAUACAACAAAUAGUUCACAGGAGGGUUCAUCUGAAGGAAGUGUAAGUACAACACAUUCUCGCCAUACUACCCAUGUUCCACUAUACAUUCCUGGCCGUAUUCUACACAUGACUCAUUCUGAAUCCAGCUAUCGAGGAAGGUGGGUCACUGCUGAUUACUUUAACCAAAUAAUUAUUAGUCCUACGAUGAUCUCGGAUCACAUGCCACUAAGUGUGUUGAGUGCUCUCAAACAACUGACUACUACUAGUCCUGGGAACUUCAUUCCAUAACCCACAUCUGAAUGUA